Messenger RNA from Puccinia triticina, 1455 nucleotides. RefSeq lists its product as uncharacterized. The transcript has 6 exons. Gene Ontology annotation, molecular function: protein binding. The record is from RefSeq and is a predicted model, not a curated record. The coding region runs from base 1 to 1455 and encodes 484 amino acids. Lineage: Eukaryota; Fungi; Basidiomycota; Pucciniomycetes; Pucciniales; Pucciniaceae.
AUGGACUGUGAGCGCGUCGAGCUUGUCAGCUUCGGGAUUUAUGUGGAACACGAGUGCGGGGGCGGUCCGGUAACACCGUUGCUCGGCAAAACCUUUGCAUACAUUAAUUAUCGCUUCUUCGACAAUCCCGAUUGGAAAGAUCAAUCGGGCGAAGCAAAAGCCGGGGUGAGUAUCUCAAACAGCGCGGGUGGGAUGGAAUUCAAAGGUGAAAAGACGGCUACGCUUAGGAAGUCCGCAUCGGCGUAUCUUCGUCGAAAGCUCUCAUCGAAGAAAGCACCAUCGCGCGCCACUACCUUGCCGGCGGAGACAUCCUCCUUGAAAACCUCUAAGGAUACCUGCGUGACCCUGCUUCAUUCCACAAAACUUUGCGAAAAUCCUCGAAUAAUUUUACAAACGGUUGCUGAAUAUUUCACCAAGGACGCAAACCUUGAACUGCAUUUUUCUUCUGACGAUGCCUCAAUCGAAUCCAUCCCAAGCACUAGCUCAAGAACUCAGUCACCCGUUGAAAACACCAAUCCGUCUCUUUCACAAGGCUCACCAUUAUCUUGCCAAGAAAUAAACCGGCAUUUUCCGAGCCGAACCUCAACCUGGCCUCCAGUGACACGGCCAGUUCUUGGGCGAUCCAAGUCCGAACCAGCGCAGGAAUGCAAGCCUACUCCAUUACAUUCGUACCCAGGACGGAAUUCAUCCGACUCUAAGUUGGAUCUCCCCAAAUGCGAAAAUUCAAUGACCGCCAUCAAAUUUUGCAGCACCCCAGCAUCCUUAGUACAAAGCCCGAAACCAUCUCCUCUUUCAAAAGAAAUUGUUUGCGAAAUUGAGGAAGUUGAUCCCCUACCGACAGCGACUCAAGCUGGAAGCUCGAAAGUAAUUCCUGGGCCUCAAGACAAGGAGAACAGUUUGAAGCCUCGACUAGCAACCAAGAUCAAAUCUAAAUUCGAGAAAUCCAUUGCGCUGGGAGACAGUUCGGAAAAACAAACCUUGCAUAAGGGAAUAGUAGCUCAUCAGAAGAAUGACAUGACUUUGUCGGCAAUCCUUUUCGAAAGAUGCGCAAAGGAGGAUGAGCUACACCAUGCAAAACUUGCAAAACAGAACUACGACGAGCUUAACUCUCACGAAGGAACCCCCAACGAUCCGUUGCUGGCACAAUACCUAAUCAAUGAAAUCAACGGCAUCAAAUCUGAACUCUUGCUGUCAUUAUAUGAGCUGGGCCAGUGCCUCAUGUAUGGAUGGGGGUGCCCUAGGGAUAAACAUUUGGCCGUACAAUAUUAUCACUUGGCAGCAACUCUUGGUGACGCUGAUGCACAGAAAGAGCUGGCAUACUGCUACGAGGUUGGAACUGGUGUCAAGAGAAGCUCACGUAACGCGGCGAAAUAUUAUCGAAUGGCAUGCGCUCAAGGAAUCAAAAUGAUGGGAUACCAAUGGAUAUGGAAAGAUAAAUACAAUCCUGUCAAUUAA